AGCAGGAAGUCUGGCGGGCCGCGGGCAUCGAGAUGGAGGAGGGCGAGUACGAGUCGGUGUUGUGUGUCAAGCCGGAGGUCCACGUCUACCGCAUCCCGCCGAGGGCCACCAACCGUGGCUACAGGGCUGCGGAGUGGCAGCUGGACCAGCCAUCAUGGAGUGGCCGGCUGCGGAUCACUGCAAAAGGGCAGGUGGCCUACAUCAAGCUGGAGGACAGGACCUCAGGGGAGCUCUUUGCUCAGGCCCCAGUGGAUCAGUUUCCUGGCACAGCCGUGGAGAGCGUGACGGAUUCCAGCAGGUACUUCGUUAUCCGCAUCGAAGAUGAAAAUGGACGACGGGCGUUUAUUGGACUUGGCUUUGGGGACCGAGGUGAUGCCUUUGACUUCAAUGUUGCAUUGCAGGACCAUUUCAAGUGGGUGAAACAGCAGUGCGAAUUUGCAAAACAAGCCCAGAACCCAGACCAAGGCCCCAAAUUGGACCUAGGCUUCAAGGAGGGUCAGACCAUCAAGCUCAACAUUGCGAACAUGAAGAAGAAGGAAGGAGCAGCUGGGACUCCGCGAGCCCGGCCCGCCAGCACAGGAGGACUGAGCCUGCUCCCCCCACCCCCAGGGCCGAAAACCUCCACCCUCAUCCCUCCCCCUGGGGAGCAGUUGUCUGUAGGGGGAUCCCUUGCCCAGCCAACAGUUGCUCCCAGUUCAGGAGGUGCCACUGUGUCCUGGCCACAGCCCACACCUGCCACUGCUGCCAGCACCGACAUCUGGGGAGACUUCGCAAAAUCCACAGGGGCAACUUCCAGCCAGACUCAGCCAGGCACAGACUGGGUCCAGUUCUGACCUGAGCACAACUCUUAUUCUCAUACAACUUCUGGAAAGGAGCGGCCUCUCCUGGGCCGAAGGAAGGAGGUCGGAGUGCCCCUGGCCAGCCUGUGCCUGUUCCGGGC
Molecule: messenger RNA, 940 nt
Organism: Miniopterus natalensis
Lineage: Eukaryota; Metazoa; Chordata; Mammalia; Chiroptera; Miniopteridae
Gene: NECAP2
Product: NECAP endocytosis associated 2
Biological process (GO): endocytosis
Cellular component (GO): membrane; clathrin vesicle coat
Source: RefSeq, a predicted model, not a curated record